Alternaria arborescens is the source of this 2358-nucleotide messenger RNA. RefSeq lists its product as hypothetical. The transcript has 2 exons. Gene Ontology annotation, biological process: osmosensory signaling via phosphorelay pathway. Bases 1 to 2358 code for a protein of 785 amino acids. Gene Ontology annotation, molecular function: protein kinase activator activity; phosphorelay response regulator activity. The record is from RefSeq and is a predicted model, not a curated record. Gene Ontology annotation, cellular component: Mcs4 RR-MAPKKK complex. Lineage: Eukaryota; Fungi; Ascomycota; Dothideomycetes; Pleosporales; Pleosporaceae.
AUGAGCAGUAUCAAGGCGCGGCUGCACAAUGCGCGGUCCAAACUUCUGCGACGCAGCAGCGCGACAUCGACCCGUGCCAGUGCACGCUCGAUAACGUCGUCGGCAGGCAGCGAGCGGCAGCCACCACCGCCCAGCUCCCUGCGCAAAAGCGUCUCUCUUCAGAAGCUGCCUGAGGCGUCUAGCCCCGACGCUGCCGACGAGAGAACAGCUGAUCCACGAAUGGUAAGGUCGGAAGUGCUGGGAACGGCUUCCGAAAGUCAGGCCGACGACGUUCACGGGAGCACUGGCAGCUUGAACACCUCGAGAGAUCGACAUUCGACAUACACGGGCACUUCAGCCGCCAGCACCCACGCCCGCCAACCCUCAGCAGACGCUGACGACGUGCCCAUCGUCUGUCCAGAGGUGACGCUUGAAGCACCCACGCCCAUCAACCCCGUAGUGCAGCAGCCUGCCGAGCUCAACCGCGCGGAGCCAUCAUCGCUUUCUUCCGCACCGAGCGACCACAGCGACCUUCUCCUCGCCGCCAGCAGCAACGACACGUCCCAUACGCCAUCGCCCGCCCUCGUCCGCCGCCAGUCUGUCGUCAACAAGACCGAUGCGCAGAUAAUCAAGAAGCUGCUCGUCCCCGACAUCCCCCAGGCUGCCAUAGCUACUGGGCCGCCCACCGUCGCCGAUUAUUUUGGCGGAGCACCCGCCAACUUCAGCGCAGGCAUGCUGCACCGCAAGAUCUGGGUCAAGCGGCCCAGUGCCUCGGCCACGCUGGUGCAGAUUCGCGAAGACGACCUGGUUGACGAUGUCCGCGACAUGAUUCUCAAAAAGUACGCCAACUCGCUCGGCAGGAGCUUCGACUCGCCCGACGUGACGCUGCGCAUCGUGCCGCGCGAUGCUCAGCGGGCAGGAGAGCGCACCCUGGGCCCCGAGGAAGACAUGUGCCGCACCCUCGAUGCCUACUUCCCCGGCGGCCAGACCGUCCACGAGGCCCUUAUCAUCGACGUGCCGCAACGGCGGACCCCCAAGCCCUCACCACGCGUGCCCUUCUACUACGCCCACCACGAGGACGGGACCCAUGCCCAAACCGAGUACUUUCCGCCCAUGCCCGUCAUCGCCCCUUCUCCAAAUGCCUCGGGCCAGGAGCGCGAGGCCCGCAUCCCCCUACCCCAUGCGCCUCACUCGAUAGCUGUCCUCAACACUGGGCACCUGCCUACACUCCCUUCGCCCGGCGGCACCAGACGAGGGCCGCAUACUCACCGACCAAAGGUCUUUAGAACACACACGGCCUCCCCGACCACCCUCGGCGGCGGCAUUCCCUCUUCAGCGACAUCCGUUCGCCCUCAACAAGGCCGUCCACGCCACGACUCCUCUGCAUCCGAAGCCAAAAACUCUGCUGCCUCGAACAACCCGAUACCCACCCCACCCGCUUCUGCCGAGCCUCCAUCACACUCACAAACUCUCCAUGAAUCGACUCCACCCACCCCGCGUAUAUCCUCACCUCAACCGAACCCAAAGAAGAAGCGGAGAAAGCCACCGGUGGAGCCACCAAGUCUGCCAGCUGGCCUUCUGGAUGGUUCAGUCCCGCCUAUCAAUGUCCUGAUUGUAGAAGACAACAUCAUCAACUUGCGAGUUUUGGGUGCUUUCAUGCAGCGUUUGAAGGUUCGGUGGCAGCGUGCCAUGAACGGAAAAGAGGCAGUAACCAAAUGGAAGGCAGGUGGUUUCCAUUUGGUGCUUAUGGACAUUCAGCUGCCCGUCAUGAACGGUCUGGAGGCAACAAAGGAGAUCAGGCGGCUGGAGCGUGUCAACAGCAUCGGUGUCUUCAGCAGUGGCAGCAGCGAGGCCCCUAACAAUAGGCUUGGAUCAGAGGGCAAAGAGCAAAACGAGCUGGUCGAGGAUGAUCGUCUUGGUGACAAGGGCAUGUUCAAAAGCCCCGUCAUUAUUGUCGCACUCACAGCCAGUUCGCUGCAGAGCGACAGACAUGAGGCUCUGGCGGCUGGUUGUAACGAUUUCUUGACCAAGCCUGUCAACUUCGUCUGGCUCGAGCGCAAGGUCAAAGAAUGGGGUUGCAUGCAAGCCUUGAUUGACUUUGACGGAUGGCGCAAGUGGAAAGACUUUGCCGACAAGUCUGAGAACAACGACACCACAUCGAAGCUCUCCGGCGGCUAUUCGAGCAUUGCUCCGAACAAGAAGUCGAGCAGUAGCCUGAGCCCGACUACCGCCGCUAAUCCAGAAGCAAAUGGCGUGAAGAGAGAUGGAGAUGUAGAGAGAAAGAACAAACGCAAAAGUCUAAGCGUCAUACCACAGCAACCCAUACUACAAGAGGAGGCCGAGACACCGCCAGCUGAGGUUGACAGUGGAGACAACUGA